Messenger RNA from Naegleria lovaniensis, 2877 nucleotides. RefSeq lists its product as uncharacterized. The transcript is spliced from 8 exons. NCBI's taxonomy places the organism in Eukaryota, Heterolobosea, Eutetramitea, Acrasida, Naegleriidae. Gene Ontology annotation, biological process: cyclic nucleotide biosynthetic process; intracellular signal transduction. The coding region runs from base 1 to 2877 and encodes 958 amino acids. The record is from RefSeq and is a predicted model, not a curated record.
AUGCAACCAUCACCCUCAACGAAUAGUGGUGGUAUGGUUGGCCGAAGAAUGGGAUCAACUUCUCAGCUUGUAAAGAGUGCUAGCCGAUCUAAAAUUCAUCCUCUUCAUUCUCAUCAACAACCACCAGCAUCCACACCUCACUAUUCACAACAAGGAGAGGUUCAUGAUGCCUCACUCAAUUCCUUAAAUGAUAUUGUUGAAGGAAGCAUGCCUUCGGGAUCAAGCCUUAAAAACCACCAACACAUGAUGAUCAUGACGAACGGAAGCACUCCCACGCCCACUCCAGCUCAUCAUCCCUCAUUAGGUAAAAGAUCUCAAUCCUAUCAUACACUACAACAUUCAGAGUCUACUUCAGGAAGUACAAUGAUGAGUGAAUCCAUGUCCAUCUCUUCUUCGUUGGAUGAUUUACUGGCCUCUUCUACUCAGCGACUGUCGAGAUCUCAAAAAUUAGUUCGAUCCUUCCGAGAGUGUUGUCCUGCUCUGAAUUCAUUGCAAAACUUACUGUUGGCACUCUUUCUCAUGCAAACAGCAAUUUGUAUUGGUUCCAUGAUUGUACUGAUUUAUGCGAGUGGAGAAUCGUCAUUGGAGGAAAUCUCUGCCAUUCGUGAAAAGAACAUUAAGAAGAGUGUUGAAUCGUAUAUGGGUGUUGCAUUUGAAGCACUCUCCACGCUACGAUAUGGAUUCUUAAUACAGGCGCGUGAUUACAAUUACACAUUUCCAUCGGACUAUUCUACCAUUUGUCGUCGAGUGACAAAUGUGUUUGCUCCCUCAAAGAAUGCAUUUCCAGCCUCAACAAUCUUCUAUUAUGGAAAUAAUAGAAAGAAUUAUUGUGGCGUUGAGAAGAGUGUCACUCGAGAUUAUGUUCAGGUACGAAAUGACAAGGCAGAAACAUGGAUCUAUACGCACAAUGAGUUUUAUGACCCCAUUAAUGUUUCUCUUGUAGUUGAAAAUUAUGAUCCAACCAUUAGACCAUGGUAUAAAACUGGACUUCAAAACACCUUUCCAAAAUUUGCAUGGUCCACAGUUUUUAAUAAUGCAUUUUUAGGCUGCAUUUCCAUUGCUAGUAGUUCAAAAUUAGAAUUUCCAAGUUUUGAAACUAUUCGACACUCCAAUGGUACUAUUGAACUCUUUUCUGUACACCAUAUUUUAGGCAUCCAUUUUGACUUGUAUAAUUUAGAUGCAAUCCUGUCGAACAUCAUUAGAGAUAAUAUGGAUAUGCAGACAAAAUCUAUUGAUGUUGUCAUUGUGGAAAGGACAGGAUUUUUAAUAUCAACCUCAUUUGGAGCCUUGACACAGAAUGAAGCCAAGCAAAGAAUUCACGUUUCGAAAACUACUUCCGUUUUUGCGUUAGCCUCCAAUGAAUUGGAGAAGAGGAAAAUUUUAAUCCCACAAAGUGCACAAACGAAUUUAAGUGACUUGUCAUUGCUCAUUGAUGUCAAUGCAUCGACUACCAAGUUCAUGAUUGAUCAGAACAAGAUUUCGAUUCAUUACAUUCGUGAGGAUGGUUUAGAUUGGGUAAUGAUUGUGUCUACGCAAGAAUAUGGUUUCAUUAAGACUGUGUUCACAAGCUCUCCUGUAUUGCUGUCAAUAUCGAUUAUUUUAAUUGUUUGUGGAACAUUGAUCAUGGUUAUUGUGACACAAAUCAUCACACGAUCCAUAUGGAGUGUUUCAAGAGAAUUGUUUAAAUUAUCGAAACUUGAAAUUGAGGAUAUUAGAAAGAGGAAAAUGUUGAAAGCGAUCUACGAAUUGAGUAUUUUACAAACUUCUCUGUAUACAGUGAAAAACGGCUUGCAAUCAUUUAUGAAAUUCAUUCCUAGAGAUAUUGUGAAAGAUAUUGUACGAACAGGUGGAACUGCCAAGCUAGGAAUGCAACAUGCACUCACCACCAUCAUGUUCACAGAUGUUGUGGAUUUUACAAACUUUAGCGAAACUACAAAUUCUGCAAUUAUUGUCAAAGUUAUGAAUGAAUAUUUUAAUGUUGUGACAGAGAGUGUUGAGGUAAAUGAGGGCGUAAUCGACAAGUAUUUGGGCGACGGUAUAAUGAGCUUGUUUUCAAUUCCUUUAAGAAUGGUUCAUGAGCACGCCGUUAAGGCAUGUCUCUCUGCACUAACCAGUAUCGUUAAGCUUGACCAUAUGAAGAGUAAAUGCCAAAGAGAAGGUUGGCCUAUUAUCAAAAUGCGUGUUGGAAUCAAUACUGGAAUGGCUUUAAUUGGAAAUAUUGGAAGUCGUUCAAGGCUCAAUUAUACGGCUCUAGGAGACAGUGUCAAUACUGCAGGUCGAUUGGAAAUGUUAAAUAAGAGAUAUGAAACUGCCAUCCUGAUUGGACAAAAUACCUAUGACCAGGUAAAAGAUCGUUUCGUGUGCUAUUUUGUGGACUCUGUUCGAUUGAAAGGAAAAUCUGAGGCCAUUGAAGUUUAUACCAUCGAAUGUGAAUGGAGUGAAGCCAAUCAUCAACAGAAACUUAUUCAUGACGCGCUUGUUCAAGUAAAGGAAAGUUUUUACAAGAAAGAUUUCAAGGCCAUGUUAGAGCACGUCGACAGUGCAAUUGGAAUUGUUAGCCAGAACAAGAAUAUGUCCAUGUCGUCGAUGCAACAACUGGCAGAGGAUGGUACUGGUGGUACAUUGUUUUCACCAAGCUCGAAUUCAAACUUGAGCAACAUGAAUAAUAAUACUCAGCAGAAUGGAGGAGUCGACAAUAGUCAGAUCUAUCUGACAUCCACAAAAUUCUUAUUUGAUUUGAAGAAAAGAGCCGAACAUUUGAAAGCCAUGACAGAGAAGCACAAUGUCACGUUCAUUCAGGACAUGUCUUCUCAACCUCUUCCACAACAACAAAUGAACGCAAUGGUAGAUUAUUCCCUAACCUUAACAGAAAAAUAA